ACGCGCAUGAAGCGUGGUUUCCGGUUUAGAAGCAUGACAGCAAAAAGAAGGGCCGACUUUCAAGUUCCCGCCGAAGAGAGCGACCAGCUCGUGAUCAAACCUUUACGGAAAAGUCGAGAAGUGAAGGGAACUUCAAAACAAGAUGUGAAGAGUACAAUAUUGUUCUGCAAUGUUCUUUCUAUACUUCAGAGUAUGGACCACUUUGAAGACAUUGGUCCCUCCAUAGUUCUGGCCAGCCCUGGUAUGAUGCAGAGUGGCUUGUCAAGGGAGCUCUUUGAGAGCUGGUGCACUGACAAGAGGAAUGGGGUCAUCAUUGCUGGCUACUGUGUGGAAGGAACACUUGCUAAGCACAUUCUCUCUGAACCUGAUGAGGUAAUCACCAUGUCAGGCAACAAGCUGCCUCUCAAAUGUUCAGUGGACUACAUUUCCUUCUCUGCCCACACAGACUAUAAACAGACCAGUGAAUUCAUAAGGAUACUCAAGCCACCUCAUAUUGUCUUAGUGCAUGGAGAAGCAAAUGAGAUGGGACGUCUAAAGGCAGCAUUGAUGAGAGAGUAUGAAUAUGAUACAGAGUAUAACAUAGAGGUGUACAAUCCUAGAAACACACAGACUGUGGAGCUUUACUUCAGGGGAGAGAAAAUGGCAAAGGUUGUUGGCAGUUUAGCUUCAUCAAAACCUACACAAGGACAGAAAAUAUCUGGCAUUCUUGUGAAGAGAAACUUCAACUAUCACAUCAUGGCACCAUCAGAUUUACAUAACUACACUGAGCUAGCCAUGAGUGUGGUUACGCAGAGAAUGAGCGUGCCAUAUACUGGCAGCCUUCCUCUUCUUCGCUAUUACCUCACUCAGUUGUCUGGGGAUGUAGAACAGGUCCAUAGUAUAGACAAACCUACACUGCAGGUCUUCAAAGUCAUCAAUGUGGUGUUUGAGCAAAGAAUGGUGGUGUUAGAGUGGACAGCCAGCCCAUUGAAUGACAUGUAUGCAGAUUCAGUUCUGAGUGUGAUACUGAGGGCAGAGAGGGACCCCAUGCCUCAAAAAAAUGUUCCCACGGCUGUGAAAGUGGACAAAGCCCACUUUAAGGAGUGUGUACUGGAGAUGCUAGAAGAAAUGUUUGGAAGAGACUGCUUCAGUCAGAUCAUGAAAGGAGAUAAGAUGGACGUCACUGUGGAUGGAAAGGUGGCAGCUGUCAACUUGGAUAAUUUAGAAGUUAAAUGUGAAGAGGAUGAUGUGUUGCAGCAGCUACUUCAGACAGCAAUCACAAAGUUACACGAGGCAAUAUCACCAGUGAAUAAGACUUAAAAUGUGAGAUAUUUCGAAACUGAAGUCGUCCGAGUAUGUUCUCCUCAUUAAAAAUACAAGGCAGAUAAAGUUAUCAUCAUCAUCAUUCGGUGCCCUGCUGUUCAAUGUUGGCGAUCAUGUCUAUCCACACAUCUCGGUCCCGAAUGGCUCUCAGCAAGUCAACCGUCAUCUCCAGUCCCAUCCAGGGCAUGGGCCUCCUUACUAGACGAGGUUUAUUUAUAUAAAUUCUUAUAAUACUGGAGUUUUUGUAUAUUACAUAUAAUACUUUAAUUUUGUGGCAUACUGCAGACAUUUUGAUGCAUCAAACUCUUUCUUACUGAACUGUAUGGACAUGCACUUAUGGCAUAAAUUUGUCUGUUCAUUUUAG
Messenger RNA from Lingula anatina, 1666 nucleotides. RefSeq names its product cleavage and polyadenylation specificity factor subunit 3. Gene Ontology annotation, molecular function: 5'-3' RNA exonuclease activity; RNA endonuclease activity; RNA binding. NCBI's taxonomy places the organism in Eukaryota, Metazoa, Brachiopoda, Lingulata, Lingulida, Lingulidae. Gene Ontology annotation, biological process: mRNA 3'-end processing by stem-loop binding and cleavage. Gene Ontology annotation, cellular component: mRNA cleavage and polyadenylation specificity factor complex. The record is from RefSeq and is a predicted model, not a curated record.